AAUCAUAUUUCUGAGAAGCGUCGCCGCCAUAUUGACAAUCCUGAGAUAGGUGUACAAAAAGCUGGACGAGAUGGCGGCCCAGACACCAGUGCCUGGCUGUACUCGACAUCCAGGGAUGGGGUUUGUUUAUGUCUGUAAAUCGUGCGAAGACCAGUUACUUUGUAUGGAGUGUGUUACAGACAGUCACAACGGCCACACGCUGGGUAAACUUACUGAUUACGUGGCGGGUCAGAAACGGGAAAUACAGCAGUAUGCCGACAAACUCUCCAAAACCGAUAUUCCCAAAACCGAGGGAGAUAUUAAGGAAAGUGGACAACAUGCCGAGAGGGGACGAUAUCAGAAAAUGAUUGAGGGAAUCAGACGUCAGGGAAAACAGAUGAAAGACGACAUCGACAACGCCAUUGACAUGCUCGUGAGAAUGUGUACCGAGUUAGAGGAGCGCAAUGCAGAUAUUUCUGAGAAAAACAAAAUUGCAUGUACUAAAUAUCUGAGGGAGGACUUGAAACCAAAGCUGGACAGGUGCAAAGAAGUACUGACAUCCGGUACAACUGUUGACGUCACUACAUUAGCGCGGGAAAUUAGAAACGGUGUAGCCACUAUCCCACCAAAUCUCAGCGAUUUGCAGAAAGUUGAAUUCAAACCCGGGACAAUCUCCACCGAACUCUUAGAACGCAUGCUUGGUAAGCUACUAGUCGAUGGAGUAGAUGCGUCGUACAAACCGAUUCCUAAAUGUGUGGUUUUGUACGAGUUUGAGGCGCCGUUUCCAUACCAUACAUGUCAAACAUGUCUUACCGGUGACGAGGCGUGGUUAUCGUUCUGGGACAGUGAAACCAUCUAUCGAGUGGAUUUGAAAGGCAAAGUCAAUGAGAAGAUAGAGUGUCAGGACAAAGUCUCAUCGAUCUCCGUAUCUCCGACCACGGGAAGAGUGUGGUUAUGUGUGAGGAGUGACAGAAGUAUCCGUGAAAUCAUGACGGGUGGUGACAGUGUUACACGCUUUAACGUAGACAGCACACCAGGUUCUUUGUGUAUCACUAGUGACGACAUGGUAGUGGUGGGGAUGUCGGGAGGAAUACAACUGUACACUACAGACGGACGGGCGGUGUCGGCAGGAGCGGGUGGUCCGUGUAGACAGGUGGCAGCAACUCCUCAUCACAUAAGGUCAUGUACACUGACCGGAGAUGUAGCUGCUGUUGAUCAUGAUGGUGUAUCGUUUGAUGACUACAUGGCUGGUAAGGAACCAGGCAAGCAACCGUCCGUCAUCGUGAUGGAUAAACACCUAAACCUGAAGUUUUGCUGUAAAGCCAUCGGUACGAGGAAAACACACGGAAGUGACAUUCAAUCAUCAAAGUUUUACCCGUUCGAUGUUUGUUUUGAUGGAGCUGGUGAUGUCCUUGUAACGGAGUAUGUCACCAAGUCAGUACUACUGAUUGACAGGAAUACUGGGCACUAUAUGAGGACUGUUUAUACAUCUGAUGGAGGUACACCUAUGUGUAUCGGUCUACAUCAUGACCGCACCCUCUGGGUCGGACACAGAAAUAGAACAGCAAAGGUCAUCCAAUAUAAAUAGACGUGUGAGGACAAAU
Messenger RNA from Mizuhopecten yessoensis (Yesso scallop), 1583 nucleotides. RefSeq lists its product as uncharacterized. Gene Ontology annotation, molecular function: zinc ion binding. The coding region runs from base 71 to 1567 and encodes 498 amino acids. The transcript has a single exon. NCBI's taxonomy places the organism in Eukaryota, Metazoa, Mollusca, Bivalvia, Pectinida, Pectinidae. The record is from RefSeq and is a predicted model, not a curated record.